Didymodactylos carnosus is the source of this 957-nucleotide messenger RNA. Lineage: Eukaryota; Metazoa; Rotifera; Eurotatoria; Philodinida; Philodinidae. The record is from the annotation of a GenBank genome assembly.
AUGGAAGUGUCAUAUCUACCAAAUAAUCAAUCAUCGCCCCCAUCGUAUCACGAGGCGACUGGUCAGCAAUUCCAGCAUGCAGCUCGGUAUCAUAUGUUAGCGGAAGUUACAGAUGUACUUCCUUCGGCACCUUUGGCUACAAAUGAAAAUCAUGCACCACCGCAGCGUACGAAACCGCGUUAUCAAGCGAUCAUUAUUACAGGAAUUAUAGUCGGCGGUUCGAUCUUAAUAGCUCUUAUAGUGUCGUUCACAUUGAUAUUUGGGGUGUUGAAGAAAAGUACUACCACCACCACUACAACAACCACUACAACAACCACUACGACUACAACUCAGAGGCCAAAAUGUUUCGAUGGCGAUACAACCGUAGUAAGAGAGGAUGGUUCACGGGUGAGAAUGCGUAAUUUGAAAGUGGGCGAUCAAGUAAUUGUGGCUUAUAAAACUUCGGAUAAUGGCAUCGAACUUCGAUCAAGUCCAAUUCUUGCGAUGGAUAUUUAUCAAAAAUACGACAAUGAUUCACCUGUUGAUUAUCUAGAAAUUCAAGUAGCAGCUAACAUCAGUAUUCCACCACUUCAUAUUACUCGAAGACAUUCAUUACUUGUAAGAAGAGAACAUGAUUCUGAAGUGAAGUAUCUAUUUGCAUCUCAAGUCAAUAUCGGCGAUCAUUUGUAUUUGUUGAAAAAUGACUAUCGAUCGGCUGUUCAGACCAAAAUUACUCAUAUAAAAGAUGUUACUCUUUUUGAUGCCUAUGCACCACUCACACUUGAAGGUAAUUUAGUUGUGAAUGAUGUUGUUGUCUCUUGCUAUGGAACAUUCACACAUUCAUUUGUUCAUUUGGCUAUGGCGCCUCGACGAUGGUUGCUUUAUGGGGCUUUGCAUACAACCUUAAUGGGACAAAAAUAUGUAGAAGAACAUUUCAAUUUAAUAAUUAAAUAUUUAAUGGCUAUUAACUUACUUUGA